CGCGCUUGAACGCAGCUUCGACCUUGUCCAUGCCUGGCAGCUGAGCCUGACCAUUGAUGUUUUUAUGGAGAUCCCCGAAGCGCGGGGAAUGGGGAGGUCUGGCCCUCGAAGGCGGACAGGCUGCUUGACCUGUCGAGCGCGUAAAGUACGCUGUCCUGAGGAGAAGCCGACGUGCGCCAACUGUUCUCGCCUGCGUCUACGAUGUGUUUACAAAUCGUCGCCCAAUGCCGGGGGUGGUGUUUCGUCUCGCCGGCGAGCUGAGAAGCAGCUACCGACUCUCUCACCGACUCGGAGUGCCUCGGCCCCCCGAUCGGAUUUCAACUUCUUCAGCACCGUGCUUCGCUCAGACGACCAGCAGCUGCCUGUGGCAUCGUUGCAACCGUUCAACGAGCAGACCGGUGCCUAUGCGCCGGACUUUUCUGGCCCUUUCGACAUGCUAGGCUUUAUUGGCGAGAUCACCUCCGAGUUACAACAGAAACACCUUGACUUGACGAACGGGCUGUCGGAAUUCACAAGCCCAUUUAUAGUCCCCGGAAAUCUCGGUUCGGAUGUCCGGUUUGAGGAGCCACAAAGCACCUUGAGUCCCGAUGUAGAUUCGUCGCUGGUCGGUGUUAUAGGAAAUCCUCACUCCGAGGGCGGGGAUACAGAUCAAUCGACGGCCAGCUGGCCAGAGACAAAAGCACCGUACGAGGAGCAGUUGUUGUCGCAAUUUGUGACCAGUGAACCGCCCCCGACGAUUUUUGGGCCUGUGGAUACCGAAUGGACGUUUGUCAGGCAGGCGAUCCUGGCUCUCUCUAAGGAGUUUUCACCUUUACUCAACGCUAUUUACUGUUUCUGCGAUAUCAGGAAUGCAACGAGAGAGGGAAGCAAAUGGAGAUGGGCACCCUCAUAUUAUCGGCGAGCAAGUACGGAGAUCCAGUCGUGUAUCAUCGGCGAGGUAGCCGAUUCCACGUUGAAACGAGUCUUUGCUACGGUACUCUUGCUCAUGUUUUCAGAACUCCUGUCUAGCCCAGAACUAUGCCGCCCUGGAACGUCUUAUUUCCAUUCCUCUUAUCUUCUCUUACAACGAUUUCAUAACCGGACCAAGUCAUGGACAGGAUUCGGUCAUCUUUUGAUCUCUUGGAUCUCUUUAUUGGACGUCAAAUCCCUCAUUGCUGGCCGUGAUGGGGACGUGCUUCUUGAAAUUGGUGCUCUACCCGACCCUCCGGCCAUGCAUCGGGAGAUCAGCAUAUCAAAGCCGGACAGCAUGGCCAGGUUAACAGCGGCCGAGAAGGAAACAGCCGAGAUCUUCUCAAGUCCCAACUAUCUCGUUUAUGAAGCUAUUGUCAGUCCCGUGUUUCGAUUUUUUGUAAACGCGCAACAGGUCAUCCGACGCAUUAUUUGCAUCGACAUCCAUCAUCGCAGCCGGGGUACCCUCAGUGACGAGUUCGAAGUGCUCCAGAUCGCACACAAAGUUGGCGCCGACCUCGAAGCGCUCUGGAACUCCCGCCCCCCCGUCAUGGACGUCUACGACCGCCCGAACGAGCUGUUCUCAACACUCAACCAGGCUGUGGCUGUUGACAUCUCCCGAAUGUUCCGUCAGUAUGUCGCUAACUUUCUGGCGAAUUUUAUUUACCUCCAUCGUGUGGCUUUUGCAAUCUAUCCACGGACGGACCGCGUGAAUGGAGCGGUGGACAAAAUCAUCCAGCUCGCGACGGUGGAGGCGACUGGUGUCUCGAGCCUACCAAUCAGUUUCCUCUGGCCACUCUUCAUUGCCGGGCUGGAGGGCUCGCUUGAGCAGCGGCAUUGGGUGCUGCAGGCGAUGCAGAAGAUGGCCGACCCCAGCAAGGAUGUUCUACAGCGCCAUCCCAACGCAGAAAAGGUGCUCUUGUUGCUGGAGGAGAUGACGCGGCGGCAAGACGCUACCCGGACUUGGGCAGACUCGAAAUGUGUUCGGAGGGAGCUUUUCACGGACUCAUUCAUUAUAAUAUGAUUUUUUUUCUCUUUUUUUUUUUUUUUCAACUACGUGAUAAG
Penicilliopsis zonata CBS 506.65 is the source of this 2013-nucleotide messenger RNA. RefSeq lists its product as hypothetical. Gene Ontology annotation, cellular component: nucleus. Lineage: Eukaryota; Fungi; Ascomycota; Eurotiomycetes; Eurotiales; Aspergillaceae. Gene Ontology annotation, molecular function: DNA-binding transcription factor activity, RNA polymerase II-specific; zinc ion binding; transcription cis-regulatory region binding. Gene Ontology annotation, biological process: positive regulation of transcription by RNA polymerase II. The coding region runs from base 65 to 1972 and encodes 635 amino acids. The transcript is spliced from 3 exons. The record is from RefSeq and is a predicted model, not a curated record.